This is a messenger RNA of Oryza brachyantha (malo sina), 991 nucleotides long. RefSeq names its product basic transcription factor 3-like. The transcript has 6 exons. Bases 114 to 644 code for a protein of 176 amino acids. Lineage: Eukaryota; Viridiplantae; Streptophyta; Magnoliopsida; Poales; Poaceae. The record is from RefSeq and is a predicted model, not a curated record. Gene Ontology annotation, cellular component: nascent polypeptide-associated complex; cytosol.
GUGGUUGGCCUCCCGAGCCCUAUCUCCUAAUCCCACCCUCCUUUCCCCUCCCCCCCAUCCAUUCCCCUCGCCGCCGCCGCCGCCGCGCGCCGCCUCCUCCCCCCUAUCCCAAGAUGAAUGUCGACAAGCUUAAGAAGAUGGCGGGUGCUGUGCGCACCGGUGGCAAGGGCAGCAUGCGCAGGAAGAAGAAGGCAGUUCACAAGACUACCACCACUGAUGACAAGAGGCUUCAAAGCACCUUGAAAAGAGUAGGAGUGAGCAGUAUUCCUGGUAUUGAGGAGGUCAACAUCUUCAAGGAUGAUGUGGUUAUUCAAUUUCAGAAUCCUAAAGUGCAAGCAUCUAUUGCUGCAAAUACCUGGGUAGUGAGUGGAACACCACAGACGAAAAAGCUGCAAGAUCUGCUUCCAACAAUCAUCAACCAGCUGGGUCCUGAUAAUCUGGACAACCUGCGGAGGCUUGCUGAGCAGUUCCAGAAGCAGGUACCCGGUGCCGAGGCUGGUGCCAGCGCAGGUGCUGCUCAGGACGAUGAUGACGAUGUUCCUGAGCUUGUCCCUGGAGAGACGUUUGAGGAGGCUGCAGAGGAGAAAAAGGAGCCUGAGGAGAAGAAGGAAGCGGAGCCUGAGGAGAAGAAAGAGUCGUCCUAGUUUUGUUCAUCGCCAUCGUCUAUUAUUGUUGGUUCAGUGUUGCCCCCCUACCAUGCCUGGGACGUGCUCUUGUAUGGACUCCGACCUGCCUUGCUCGUUUCCAUGUGGUCCGGUUUUGUCUUGUACGAGGAUUUGGUCUAAUUCAACGGUGAAAUUGAGUUUUACGACGGUCAAAAUUAUGCUUCCGUUCGCAAGUGUUUUAUACCCACAUUGUGUUUAUCUCGACGUGAGUUCGGAAUAUCUUUUGUCAUCCAAUGUUUAUGUGCCAGUCUGCGAGAGUGUUGUAUGAUUGUAUUGCGCCAACUAUGCCGAAUUGUUCCUCAGUUAUACUCUCCUAGUUUCUAUUC